AUGAGGAUGGGGCGUUACCAAGUCUCUCUUCCGUGGGUGGAGGGUGCGCCAUCCAUUCCGGACAACAAAAAUGUUGCACAGAAGAGGCUCAUUUCCGCCACCGCCAAGUUGAGGUCAGCAGGAAAAUUUGAAGAAUACGAAGAAAUUUUCAAAGACUGGUGCCGAGAAGGCAUAAUUGAGGAAGUGAAUAGUGAUGUGAUCUGUGACAACGUGCACUACCUUCCCCACAGACCAGUCUUUAAGCCAAACAGCAAGACCACCCCAGUGAGACCCGUUUUUGACGCGUCUUGUAAGGUGAAUCGGAAUCCAUCCCUCAACGAAUGUCUAGAAAAGGGGCCCAAUCUUCUGGAACUGAUUCCAGCUAUUCUACUCAGAUUCAGGGAGAACAAGAUUGGCGUCAUUGCAGACAUCCGGAAAGCCUUCCUGAUGAUCGAGGUCAAGGAACAGGAACGCGACUUCUUACGGUUCCUGUGGUGGGAGGGACAGGAUAUAAAAAAUUUGAAAAUUUACCGCCACGCCAGAGUGGUCUUUGGUGUCAGUUGUAGCCCAUUUCUUCUGGGGGCUGUUCUCAAAUUCCACUUGGAGAAUGUGGAUCCGGAACUCCAACCAAUAGCAAGGGAGUUGCUGCGAUCUCUUUAUGUUGACAAUUGCGUCUUGUCGGUGGAUUCUGUGGACGAGUAUCAAGAAUUUAAGGAGAAGUCCGUCCAGAUACUUGCGGAUGCGAAGAUGGAACUUCGUCAGUGGGAGUGUAGCGCUGGGCAGGGUUCCGGAGUCGGGUUGCCAUCAGGCGACUGCGAAUUGGGCGCUGUUGGAGGUGCUGCUCAACCACUGACUGGAGUUCUUGGGAUCAUUUGGGACAAGAAUCAGGAUUCUCUGAAGAUUGAGAUACCACAAGAUCCACUACCACCGAAAUUGACUAAGAGGAACAUCCUAUCGGUGGUACACAAGAUUUUUGAUCCGUUGGGAUUUCUGAGUCCAGCUACACUCAUCCCUAAGCUCCUCAUUCAAAAGGCAUGGGAAUCCAAAUCCACUUGGGAUGAAGAUUUAAGUGGGGAGUUGCGGGAGGAUUUUGUGACAUGGUGGAGGGAAGUGGAUGAAUUGGAGAAAGUGUCAAUUCCACGCCAUGCAUUUGGAGAAAUCGGUGCAAACCUCCAACUUCACACUUUCUCUGAUGCGAGUAAAAACGCCUACUCAGCAGGAUCGGAGGAGAAAAACGGGGUCAAGAUUCGGAUCCUUCAAGCUAAGUCCAGGGUCUGCCCUCUGAAGGAGACCAGCAUGAAUCGCCUGGAGCUGCUUGGAUGUGUGAUUGCGGCUCGUCUCGCCUCAACUGUGAAGGAGGCGUUAUCGUUGACAGAAGUGCCCACUUAUUAUCACUGUGACUCGUCAAACGCCUUGGCUUGGAUUCGGAAGAAUGAUGAGUGGGGGACUUUUGUGGGGAAUCGCGUAAAGGAGAUCUUGACGCUGACCAAGGUGGAAGAUUGGAGAUGGGUCCCUGGCAAAAAGAACCCGGCUGAUUUGCCUUCAAGAGGGUGCUCCCCCAGCCAACUUUUAAAAUCAAAGUGGUGGGAGGGACCAGGUUGGCUUGUGCAGCCGGAAGAGUUUUGGGUGUGGGAAGAAGAAGAACCCAACAUGGAGGAAGUCAUGAAGGAGAAGAAGAAAUCUGCAGCAGUCAGUAUGACCAUCGGAGGUGACUCAAGAUUAUGGUACAUCGCCCAUUCUUCUUCCUACAUGAAAACGGUGAGGGUCUUUGCCCGUCUGGUCAAAUUUGCAAAAUGCUACCGGACAUCCAAAGAUCAAGCCAAGUCUGAUCUGACCCAAGAAGAAGUUUAUGCUGCUGAAAAUAAACUUCUUAAAAUUGUUCAAGAGGAGGGAUUUGGGAAUGAGAAGCAACUUAUUUCCGGAAUCAGGGUGAAAGCAGACGAGGAUGGAGUGCUUCGAGUACAGACCAAGCUGAUCCAAAGGGAGGAUACGGUCUCAUUCCGGAUGCCGGUCCUGCUGCCACCCAAGCAUCCUCUUGUGGAACUCUUGAUAACUGAAGAACAUCUCAAGCAUCAUCACGCUGGAGUCCAAUUUCUUCUUAGCAAAUUGAGGGAGAAAUAUUGGAUUGUCCAAGGACGAAGAGUAAUCAAACAAGUCAUUGGAUCAUGCCAAAGGUGCAAACGGUUCAAUUCCAAGGCACCCAACGUCCAACCAGCAGCUCUCCCAGAAGAUCGGGUGAAAGAUGCCAAAGCAUUUCAGAUCACGGGGAUUGACUUGGCUGGCCCGUUUCAUCUGAAAAACCAGUCCAAGACGUGGAUGGUUUUGUUCACCUGUGCCGUGUAUCGCUGCGUGCACUUGGAAUUAGUCCAUGAACUCAGUACAGAUAUCUUCCUGCUCGCUCUGGAUCGUUUUGUGUCAAGGAGAGGAAGACCAACCAAGAUUUACACGGACAAUGGUACCAACUUCACAGGGGCCGAGAAUUUGUUCAAGGCACUGGACUGGAACAAGAUUCAAAUUACAACACAACUUCACAGAAUCCAGUGGAUCUUUAAUCCACCAUCCGCGCCGUGGUGGGGCGGCUGGUGGGAGCGUCUCAUCAGAAGCAUCAAAGAUUUACUGAAACGGAUGCUUGGACAUAGUAAACUGAAUUACUACGAGCUGGAGACAUUCAUAUGCGAGGCGGAAGGGGUGAUGAACGGAAGACCCCUCACCCACGUCUCUGAAGAUCAAGAAGAUUUGAUCCCCCUGACGCCAUCAAUGUUUCUCCAGGAUGUGACAACGGUGGAGCUGCCUGAAAUGGAGGUGCUGAAUUCAAAUGGACUCCACAAGAAAUACCGAGAGUUGACGGCCCUACGAGAGGAAUUAAGGUCAAGAUUCCGGAAGGAAUACCUCUCCUUGUUGGUGCAGAGGGGAAAAGUAAAGAAAUGUGAGGAAUUUCACCUAGGAGAUCUCGUCCUCGUGAGUUGCGACAACCAGAAGAGAAUCUUCUGGCCGAUGGCAAGAAUUGUGGAGCUCUUUCCUGGGAAAGACGGACAAGUCAGGGUGGCCCGUGUGAAAACUGAAAAUGGAUUCUUAACUCGACCUUGUCAGCGGCUCUAUCCCCUUGAGGUCUCGUCUCAGGUGGAAUCUCUUGCAUUUGUAUCGGCAAAACCGAAGAAAAUGAAGAAAACCCUAGCGGCGAAGCAAUCCCCUGUGGUAACAGUCAAGAAUGUACCAGCGAAGCUAGAGGUGGUGUCCCGAUUCGGAAGGAAAAUCGUGACCCCAGAUCGACUUGGACAAAAGUGA
Messenger RNA from Folsomia candida, 3264 nucleotides. RefSeq lists its product as uncharacterized. The transcript has a single exon. Bases 1 to 3264 code for a protein of 1087 amino acids. The record is from RefSeq and is a predicted model, not a curated record. Gene Ontology annotation, biological process: DNA integration. NCBI's taxonomy places the organism in Eukaryota, Metazoa, Arthropoda, Collembola, Entomobryomorpha, Isotomidae. Gene Ontology annotation, molecular function: nucleic acid binding.